Messenger RNA from Malaya genurostris, 6399 nucleotides. RefSeq lists its product as uncharacterized. The transcript is spliced from 3 exons. The coding region runs from base 1 to 6399 and encodes 2132 amino acids. The record is from RefSeq and is a predicted model, not a curated record. Lineage: Eukaryota; Metazoa; Arthropoda; Insecta; Diptera; Culicidae. Gene Ontology annotation, biological process: DNA integration. Gene Ontology annotation, molecular function: nucleic acid binding.
AUGAAUUCCACUCGUGAAUGUGGUAAAUGUAACACCGGGGGUGUUGUGAAUGAAAUGGUCGGUUGCGACAUGUGUGACAUCUGGUUGCACGCUGACUGUGCCGGUAUCACGGGUGAUACACCGGACCCAAACAGAAGUUGGCGCUGCGCAGAGUGUUUACAUGAUGAAGUGACAGAUGUUGUCAGCAUCGGUAGUCGGAAAACCGCAAAAACUUCAAGUAGCACCCGAAAUCGACGUGCAGAGCUUGCCCUCAAGUUGCUUGAAGACGAACAAGCGUUGAGAGAGAUAAACCGUCAGAAGGAGGAUGAACUAAGAAAAAAAGAAGCAGAAAUUUUGAAGACGAGAGCUGAGGAGGAUGCAAAACUUCUCAAGCAAAAGCACGAUUUAUUACAAUCCUUGGAAGAUGAAGACAACAGCAAUAUGAGCGGGAUAAGUAGCAGAGCGAGCCGGGAGAUGGUUCAGUCGUGGCUUGGUGGUGGUGAAAUACCACCGCCUGAAAAACCACAACCAUCUGUAGGAGAUGUUCAACCGAUCGUUACAUCCACAUUCGGAACAGUUUCUACACACAAAAGUACGAUGUCUGGGCCGCAGUUCGGUACCGACAGUCAUCCCACCGCGAUAGCUGCGACAAACAUCGACGUGCCUAAGUCUUCGUCAACACCACAUACCAUGAUAAGUUCUGUGUUCGAUCCCAAAAUAUCCAUAUCACAGAGAAACCAAACUGUACAAUCAUUCUUACAAGGAAGUAGAAAGCUACGAGGAGCAAGUUUCUCAACGAAAUAUAGAACACUCUUGAAUAUUACAACAGUAUCCCAAAAUGUUAGCUCCCACAAUAAUAUUAUUCCUCUUGCUAGUAAAUUUUCUCAAGUAUUUCCUACGGUCUCUCAAAAUUCUUUCCUGUCCAACUUGAAGGAUUUGUCAAUAGGACAUACCGUUCCAGUCAAUACUACCAGAUCGCAUUUUGUAUCAGCUCCUUCGUUAGGGAAUGCAAUGAAUGUGGUGCAGACGUAUUCGCAGCCGACAUCGAGUGUGCCUUACUUUAAUCAAUGGAGCCAUUUUCAGCAUGUACCAAAGGUUUCUUUCACAUCCGUACCGGCUACGACAACAGUUCUUGGACAAGCUCAUUCGGCGGAGCAAUUGACCUGUCAAGGAAAUGCGCUAACAUAUACACAGCCAACAUCGAGCACGUCUUACAGUAAUCAGUUUAAUCACUAUCAAUAUGAGCCAAACGCUCUUUUUGCUUCCGUUCCACUCGCGACAACACCUUUCGGAGCGACUCAUCCCGAGGCACAACUUGUCUGCCAAGCAAAUGUGCCAACAUAUACACAGCCGAUAUCGAGCGUAUCUUACGCUAAACCGUGGAACCAUUCUCAGUACGAUCCAAAGGUCUCCUUCAGAUCCGUUCCAGUUACGACAACACCAUUAGGACAAACUCUACUAACAUCACAAUGGGACUGCCGUGGACAUACAGAUGGAGUUCCAACAAAUGUGUACGAUUCGAGAUCUCAACAACAUACAAUUCCGUCUGACACGCAGCAAACAAAUGCAUCAUUUCAAACUGUACCGUCCGGUGCUCAAAUAGUGGCCCGACAAGGGAUCCCUCGUGAUUUGCCAACGUUUUCAGGUGAUCCUCAAGACUGGCCAAUAUUCUCGAGUACAUUUUAUAAUUCUACAGCGGCUUGUGGCUAUACGGAUGUGGAAAAUCUCGCUAGGCUACAACGCUGUCUAAAAGGCUCUGCGCUCGAGGCAGUGAAAAGUCGUCUGCUGUUGCCACAGUCGGUGUCGUUCGUGAUGGAUACACUCAAGAUGUUGUACGGGCGACCAGAGAUUUUGCUUCACUCUCUAUUGCAGAAAUUACGAAGUGUUUCAUCCCCAAGGACUGAGAAUUUACAAUCGAUAAUCGUAUAUGGUAUGGCUGUACGCAAUCUCGUCGAUCAUAUGCGUGUUGCCAAUCUAGAGGAUCACAUGCGAAACCCAAUGUUGGUACAAGAGCUUGUAGAGAAACUUCCACCACAAAUGCGCAUGCAGUGGUCGUGUUUCAAGCGUACCUACACGGAUGUUGACCUGUCAACAUUCGGUGAAUUUAUGUCGGAAUUAGUAAAAACGGCAACGGAUGUAUCUAUACCUGGGGAACUUAUUGUACAACAAACCAGAUCGAUCAAUAAAGGACGAGAAAAACAGAAACUGUACGUUCAUACCGAAGCAGAAAGUAAGAAACAAAAGUCAACGAAUACCAAGUCUCCAAAUGAGUCGGAUCCAACGAGACGUCAGUGUGCCUACUGUUCGGAAGACGGUCAUGAGAUAGCACUUUGUCCACAGUUCAAAGCAUUGGAUCUGGACGGGAGAUGGAAAGCGAUUCGAUCGAAAGGACUUUGCAGGAUGUGUCUAAUACCACACCGAAAGUGGCCAUGUCGUUCGGGCAAGGAGUGUGGAGUAGAUGGAUGUCGCAUUCAUCACAACUCACUGCUACAUUCGCAACGGGCUGUAACGGAGACAUUAGGGGGACAACCUAAGUAUGUUGAAAAUGUUACGCGUCAGAAUCAUCAUGCGGUCUCAAAUUUUUCAUUAUUUCGCUAUCUUCCCGUAACACUCGAAGGGAAUGGGAAAAAACUGAACACGUUUGCGUUCUUGGACGAUGGUUGUGAGUCUACACUGUUGGAAGCGGGACUAGCGAAAGAAUUGAAUAUCGUUGGGCCAGAAGAACCUCUUUGUUUGUCCUGGACAGGAGAUAUAUCUCGUGAAGAAAAGGGAUCACAACGGGUUUCGGUGACAAUCAGCGGAGUAGGGCUUAAGAGUAAAUUCCAACUGAGCAAUGUGCGUACGGUGCAAAAAUUGAUGCUGCAGAGUCAGUCGUUCCAUUAUGAUGAACUCAAGAGAAUAUAUCCGCAUUUGGAAGGGCUACCUUUGAGCAGUUAUUCCGACGCGGUUCCGAGAAUGAUCAUUGGUAUCGAACAUGCACAAAUGAUAACCACUCUGAAAGUGCGUGAAGGAAGAUCUACCGAUCCAAUUGCAGCCAAAACGCGGUUGGGCUGGUGUGUGUACGUGGGGCAGUCGAUUCUAUCACUGCACAUGCACUCGCAAGCGAACGAUUACAGGGAACUACACGAGUUAAUGAAACAGUAUUACAGUAUUGAGGAGGCAGCAGUUGCAACACCAUUAGAGUCGGAGGAGGAUCGACGAGCUCGCGCCAUCCUGGAAAAAACGACACAGAGAGUUGAUGGUGGUUUCGAAACCGGGCUCCUAUGGAAGUAUGACAGACCAUCGUUUCCAAACAGUUAUCCCCUUGCUCUUCGAAGAAUGUAUUCUUUGGAAAAGCGGCUUGCAAAGGAACCAGAACUACAACAGCGAGUGAACACAUUGCUAACCGAAUAUGAGAGUAAAGGUUACGCUCAUCGAAUCACACAAGAAGAGUUGAACAUGACUAAACCCGAACGUGUCUGGUAUCUGCCAAUAGGAAUCGUGAGGAACCCGAAGAAACCGGACAAGAUACGCUUGAUCUGGGAUGCCGCCGCACGAGUUCAUGGUGUUUCACUCAACGAUAUGCUCCUGAAAGGGCCAGAUAUGUUGGCAUCGUUAUUUGCAGUUUUAUUGCGUUUUCGUCAGCGAUCGGUGGCCGUGUGUGGAGAUAUACGAGAGAUGUUCCACCAGAUCCGAAUCGUAUCUCAGGAUAAGCAGUCGCAGAGAUUUGUCUAUAGAGAAAAUCCAGAUCAGUUACCACAGAUCUAUGUUAUGGACGUGGCCACAUUCGGAGCUACUUGUUCGCCAUGUUCCGCUCAGUUCGUCAAGAACAAGAACGCCCAGGAAUUUGCUUCAAAAUUUCCAAGAGCUGCCGAGGCAAUUGAAAAGGCUCACUAUGUUGACGAUUUUCUGGAUAGCGUUGACACGGUUGAAGAAGCAGUUCGACUGGUGAAAGAUGUCAAAUACGUGCACGAUCAGGGAGGCUUUGAUAUCCGAAAUUUUUUAUCCAAUUCGGCCGACGUGUUGCAAGGUCUAGGAGAAACUCAGAGCACACAGGUGACGUCAGUUACUCUCAGCAGGAUGGCAGAUAUGGAUCGUGUUUUAGGCGUAAUUUGGAUACCGGCUACCGAUGUUUUUGCCUACGACAUAGUUCUAAAGGAUGAUCUUGUUAAGCUGCUGACGGAAGGAAUCACGCCUACAAAACGGCAGGUGCUACGACUCGUGAUGUCGUUAUUUGAUCCAUAUGGUCUAAUUGCGCAUUUCACCAUACAUGGUAAGAUUUUAAUGCAACACAUAUGGAGAUCUGGUUCGGACUGGGAUGAAAAAAUAGUAGAAGGGCUACAAGGGCUGUGGAAUAGCUGGAUUAUGCUUUUGAAGCGAUUGAACGAAGUACGUGUUCCUCGCUGUUUCUUCGGUGAGGCAAGUAGUGGACUGCCUAGUGCAAUCCAACUGCAUGUUUUUGUCGAUGCGGGAGAAUUGGCGUAUGCAUGCGUUGCCUAUUUACGGAUUAUCCAAGAUGGAACAGUGCGAUGUGCGCUAGUCGCGGCAAAAACAAAAGUAGCGCCGCUAAAACCGUUAUCUAUUCCUCGUUUAGAGCUGCAAGCUGGAUUGAUAGGCGUACGUUUGAUGGAUAACAUAUGUGCAGUGUUGGAUCUACCUCUAGAAAAACGGUAUGUGUGGACAGAUUCGAGAACGAUUCUUUCCUGGAUAAAAUCAGACAGUCGGCGUUAUCACUCAUUCGUUGGCUUUCGUGUGGGAGAGAUUCUGAAUAUAUCUUCUAUGGAUGAGUGGCGUUACGUACCAUCUAAGCUCAACGUAGCAGACGAUGCAACGAAAUGGGGCUCUGGGCCCAGUUUUAGUCCGAAUAGUCGCUGGUAUAGCGGUCCGACCUUUUUGUAUCUGUCAGAAACACAAUGGCCCGACCAACCAACGAUAAUAGAGGCGACAAAGGAAGAGUUGCGUGUAGCAUUCCAGUAUCAUCAACAAAUAACACCCGCACUGGUCGAUGUGAGUAGGUUUUCGAACUGGAAUCGUCUUGUGCGAACUAUGGCGUACGUGUUCAGAGCCAUUGGAUUGUUUCGGAAGAAAAGCCGACCUGGACCACUGACAAGUGGUGAGUUGCGUCAGGCAGAGAACGUGCUGUGGCGACAGGCGCAGAUCCAAGCCUUUCCGGACGACUUCUGCGUACUGCAUUUCAACAAAACGAAUCCAGAUGAACAACCAAAACGAAUCGAGAAGUGUAGUCCACUCUUUAAGCAGUCACCAUUUAUCGAUGAUGCUGGAGUAAUUCGAAUGGAUAGCAGGAUUUGUGCAGCGCCGACCAUCCCUUACGCAGCAAAAUAUCCAAUACUGUUGCCGAGAGAUCACAAAUUGACCACACUUCUGGUUGAAGAGUAUCAUCGUCGUUUCAAACACCAAAAUCACGAGACGGUGCUUAACGAGAUUUGGCAGCAAUUUCGAAUACCAAAGUUACGUCCCUUGCUCAAACGCAUUGUCAGAAAUUGCGUACACUGCAAGGUUCGGAAGGCUGUACCGAAGCCAGCAAUGAUGGCCUGCUUACCGAAGGUAAGAUUAACGCCCCAUAUCCGAGCUUUCAGCCACACGGGAAUCGACUACUUCGGUCCAAUACAAAUCAGACAAGGUCGGAGCUUGGUGAAACGCUGGGUGUCUCUUUUUACAUGUCUCACGACUCGUGCAAUUCAUCUAGAAUUAGUACAUUCUCUCUCAACACAAUUCUGCGUUAUGGCGAUCAGAAGGUUCGUGGCACGCAGAGGAUCUCCUUCGGAUUUUUAUUCGGAUAACGGUACCUGUUUCCGAGGUGCAAGUAAUUUGUUGGUAGAACAGAUUCGGGCGAUCCACGACGAUUGUGCAGUGACAUUCACCAAUGCUCGGACGAACUGGCACUUUAAUCCUCCAUCCGCACCCCAUAUGGGUGGAGCAUGGGAGCGAAUGGUACGAUCGGUGAAGGCAGCAAUGCAGACAAUCUCAGAACACCCUCGUUAUCCAAACGACGAGGUACUGGAGACAGUAAUGCUGGGAGCAGAGGCCAUAGUCAACUCACGACCUCUAACCUACAUCCCAUUGGAAAACGCCGAUCAAGAAGCACUAACACCUAACCACUUUCUGUUGUAUGGGCCGAGUGGCAUAGGACAACCGACUACACCGCUAAUGAGCAGUGGACACGCGUUGCGGGAUAGCUGGAAGCUGGCACAAAAUCUGGUAGAUAUGUUCUGGAAGCGUUGGGUCCGCGAGUACUUACCGAUGUUAACCAGAAGAACGAAGUGGUUCGAAUAUGUGCAACCGCUGGAACCCGGAAAUUUAGUUAUGUCACCAUCGUCAUCAUCGCAGCACAAAAUGGGGGAUAUCGAGCUUCGAAGCGAGCGGAAGCUAUGCUUCCGAAAAAACAUCAAAUCCGCUGUUAAGCCGUUGUGCUAUCUUUAA